Messenger RNA from Bipolaris maydis ATCC 48331, 790 nucleotides. RefSeq lists its product as uncharacterized. NCBI's taxonomy places the organism in Eukaryota, Fungi, Ascomycota, Dothideomycetes, Pleosporales, Pleosporaceae. The record is from RefSeq and is a predicted model, not a curated record.
GACAACUCAUAUUUCGUUUACUAUCAAUUACAAAUACGCCUUUUUACUACACGAAUACCUUCUUCACGGCCUUACAAAGGAACUCAACCAAAAAAAAACUCUCUGAAAAUGAAGUUUACCAACGCCGUCGUUGCCUUUAACGUCGCCGCGCUUAUCAACGCGCUGGCCAUCUCCUCACGCCAGAAUAACAUACAAACCUUCACGGGCGCUCUCGGUGGCAAAGCGGCUACUCCCGUUCUGAACUCCGGCAAUGCCGACCGCCCAUUUAGCGUCGGAGGCGAUACGUUUGUGAAUGCUGGGGCUGCCCUACAGCGAUCUUGCGACCAGCAGUUCAAUGCUUGUGCAAACUUGGCGAACGGUGGAGACGCGAGUAUUUCCGUGGCAGAUUGUACGACGCAGAAGAGUAAGUCCAAUUGCAGUUGAGGAAUUGAAAAGAUGAUUUUUUACUGAUUGGUUUUGCAGAUCAAUGUACCGCACAGGAUACUGCGGGCGCGGCUCAGGCUCAGGGUGCCGCUCAAGCUGGAGGCCAGAACAAUAAUGCUCAGAACAACAACGCCCAAAAUAACAAUGCCCAGAACGCAGAUACUGGCAACGCAGCUAAUGGCAAUGCUGCUACCGGUGCCGCCCAGAACAACAACGGAGCCCAGAAUAAUGUGGCUUGCAAUGGAGCUCAAGCUGGAGCUGCGAAUGGUGCCGCCCAGAACAACCGAAGGACUCAGAAGGCCAGGAAGGCUUAGAAGAUCGACAGGGCUGAGAAGACGGACAAAAUCGACGUCACUCGUGGGUAAGA